Cryptotermes secundus is the source of this 2453-nucleotide messenger RNA. RefSeq names its product calcitonin gene-related peptide type 1 receptor. Gene Ontology annotation, cellular component: plasma membrane. The record is from RefSeq and is a predicted model, not a curated record. Gene Ontology annotation, biological process: cell surface receptor signaling pathway; adenylate cyclase-modulating G protein-coupled receptor signaling pathway. Bases 134 to 1687 code for a protein of 517 amino acids. Gene Ontology annotation, molecular function: G protein-coupled peptide receptor activity. Lineage: Eukaryota; Metazoa; Arthropoda; Insecta; Blattodea; Kalotermitidae. The transcript is spliced from 14 exons.
UGCGUCAGUCUCCACAGGCCGUACCACCGAGCUGUGUCCACAAGCUGCUGACGUGUCUGCUUCUGUACUACACACGCAAAGUUAUCAACAGCUGUCCUCAGUCCUUCAAGGCAAUUUUCACCGCCUGCAAAGGAUGGCGGACACGCUCCGGCAGGAGCAGAUAGCCUAUCAGCUGAAGACAAGUCACAGCUGCUCCAGGCUGGCCCAGAAACCCACGCAUAAACAAGAGCCGCCCUGGUGUGGGGCGGAGUUCGAUGGAGUUGUGUGCUGGGCGCCAACAGAGGGGGGAGCCACCGCGACGGAGCCCUGCCCCGCUUUCCUGGAGACCGCGAAUCUCUCCUGGGUGAACCGGACGUGUGGCCCCGACGCCACUUGGGAAAGCGGCGACGAUGUGAACUACACUUCUUGCGGUCUGGAUGCAGAGUGGGUUAAGGCCCUGCGGCAGCAGUACGACCAGAUACAGGAACAUCAAGUGUCCUCCACGUCCCCGUCUGCCAGUCCCGACGCGCAGUUCCUCAUGCGUCUGUUGGAUGAGUGCUACUCCAGACGCCGAUACAACGUGACGCUGCCAGAAGGGUUGUACUGUCCACUGACCUUUGAUGGCCUCUCAUGUUGGAACUACACUCUAGCUGGAGAGACAGCAGUCCUGCCUUGCCCUUACUUUGUUACUGGCUUCGAUCCCCGAAGGUCAGCAUUUCGACACUGCAUGGAGGAUGGCAACUGGUUUCAGCACCCCGAGUCAGGCUUCAGCUGGUCAAAUUACACAACGUGUGUUGACAUGGAAGACUUGGAGUUCCGGCAGCUGGUCAACACUCUGUACAUGGCUGGCUACCUCAUCUCUGUGGUGGCCCUCUGUCUCUCACUGACCAUAUUCUUCUCCUUCCGGUCUCUGAAAUGCACACGGAUAUCUGUCCAUGUGCAGCUGUUCCUCUCAUUUGCCUCCAACAACAUCAUGUGGCUGGUAUGGUACAAGUAUGUCAUAGCUGACCCGAUCAUUGUGAAGGAAAAUGCGUUAUGGUGCCAAGCACUGCAUGUGUUGCUACAGUACCUCAUGGUAGCAAACUACACGUGGAUGUUCUGUGAAGGCUUGCAUCUACACCUUGCAUUGGUUGUAGUUUUUGUGAAAGACCAUCUUGUGAUGCGCUGGUUUCAUGCCAUAGGCUGGGGGCUGCCACUCAUCCUCACACUCAUAUAUGCUGGUGUACGGGGAUCAAGUCCAGAUGAUGCACAACGGUGCUGGAUGGAAGACAGCCAUACACAAUGGAUCCUAACAGCUCCAGUGCUCAUCUCCAUGCUGGCAAGCACAGUAUUCCUGGUGAAUGUAGUUCGUAUCCUGCUCACCAAACUACACAGUGCAUCAGCCAACCCAGCACCGGUCGGCAUGCGGAAGGCAGUAAGGGCCACACUUAUCCUGGUACCACUGUUUGGGAUCCAUCACAUUCUCAUUCCAUUCCGACCAGAACCAGGACAGCCUGGGGAGCAGAUCUACCAGGUUUUCUCUGCUGUGGUUGUCUCACUACAGGGCUUCUGUGUGUCAUGCCUCUUCUGUUUUGCCAACAUGGAUGUCCACUACGCUAUGUUGCCACUGCUGAAGCAACUUUUUGGAUCAUGUUUUGAGGGUGAGAAUGCCAUCACAGUGCAGAGGGCGAACACACUAACACACAGCACAAGGGAUUUAUGUGUCUGACCAUGCUUCAGGAUGCACAGAGAACUUGAUCUAAACACCUGGGAUACAAAGAUGUUCUCACCAAACCAGAUGUCAGCAUUCAGCUGACUGCAGUUUGAUUAUGGUACUCAACCCAAAAACACUGUCACUGCACAAUACUGUGCAGUCAGUGUACCAACACACUGAAGCUCAUCACUGCAACAAGAGACCAAAAACAGAACACAACCUGAACCAGUUCCAUAUUGUCACCAAUUUCCUGAAGUUCCAUUUUAAUUUUAUAUUUCCAGCUACAUCUUGGUCCCCAUACAUGACCUCAGUGCAGGAUGCUGACCAAACGUUUUUAUUGUAAAAAACAUGUCUGGCAUAACUAAAUGUCUUUUUUAAACGACUUCAACCUUUACUGGCCAUGUGUCAGAACUGUCAUGUGCAUGUGUACAGCCCAGCAGACCUAGUGUCACACUUUUGCAAUAUGAAUGCAUCAAACUAAAAUCUGGUCACCACCACCACAGAAGUGGGGAAUGUAAAUCCCAGUUACAUAUGACAAAGACAUAUAUUAUGCAUGUAUGUAGCUACAAAACUAUUAUAAUAAAGGUUACUGUGUGAUUCUCCCCCAGCCCCUCUUACCUGUGGUUUCUCAAAUAAACAUAUACACUCUGGACAAAAUACAAAUUUUCACAAAAAUAUAAAUCAAUAGGUAAAGGUAAAGUUUCUCCUGUGCUCAGCUAAUUAAGUGCUACGCCAUGAAGAUGUAUGGGGAAGUGGAUGUAUAGAUUCACACUUUCUUGAC